Triplophysa dalaica is the source of this 1308-nucleotide messenger RNA. RefSeq names its product fibrinogen like 1B (gene fgl1b). Gene Ontology annotation, biological process: blood coagulation. NCBI's taxonomy places the organism in Eukaryota, Metazoa, Chordata, Actinopteri, Cypriniformes, Nemacheilidae. The record is from RefSeq and is a predicted model, not a curated record. The coding region runs from base 298 to 1305 and encodes 335 amino acids. The transcript has 8 exons.
AUCCCAUUUCUUCAUUUCUCUUCAUUUUUAUUAUGAACUGAAGAAAAUGCUGAAUUUCUUUCACUGAGGAUUUCUGUUUUCCAAAGACAGAAUGCCACAUAAAUGAUCAAUAAAACAUUCAUGUUAUUGGUUGUGGUAUGUGUGGAAUUGGGAAAGAUGAAACGUCGUUCAAUGGACGUCUAAUGUGGACCAUGCGGAACCAACGGCGCCUAUAAAUAUUAGAGAAGAAAGUCUGGAGGACAUUUCAUUGAACAUACCAAACCAGGAGAGUGAAGAACACAACUUAUAGCUGUGAUCAUGUCACAGUUCCUGUUUAUUUUGAUGUUUCUCGCUCUGCUGAUGCUCCAGAUGUUGUUUAUCAAGGCAGAGGAAGAAUGCACAUUAUCUGAAGUGUCAAAGCUCAAGGAAGAGAUACGCAAGCUUAAUAACAAACUGUUCGUCGGCGAGUGGAAAGUUAUGCAUCUGCGCAAUCACCGUCGCUUCAAGUUACAACCACAGGAGCACAAUAACACAUAUGAAAACAACACUGAACCUUUACCAACUUUACCGAGUACUGGGGGAACCUUAUUAGUUCAUGACAGGGAUUGUUCUGAGUUGUAUGAUAGACUCAAACCAGGGUCCGGAUUCUACAGGAUCAAACCCAAAGCGUCAGUAGAACCGUUUCUGGUGUACUGUGACAUGGAUGAUGGAGCGGGCUGGACCGUGAUUCAAAAGCGAAUUAAUGGGAAAGUUAAUUUUGAAAGAAAUUGGGAGGAUUAUAAGAAUGGAUUUGGUCACUUUCAAACAAGUAGAGAUGAAUUUUGGCUUGGGAAUGAUCAUAUUCUCGUCUUGCUUCAUGACGGUGAGAAUGAUAUGAAAAUCGAUUUGAUGGACUGGAAAGGACAGAAGUCCUACGCAAUGUAUGACGGCUUUAGAGUAUCCAAUGAAACGGAUAAGUACCGGCUGCACUAUGGGACGUACAGUGGUCAGGCAGGGGAUGCCCUGUCUGGAGGGGCCAAUAUGGUGGAGCAGUGGUCAGCCUCUCAUUACGGCAUGCAAUUUAGCACCAUCGAUCAGGAUCAUGAUCGCUACAGGCAGGGCAGCUGUGCUGUAGAAAACCGAGGGGGCUGGUGGUACAAUAGGUGUCACGCUGCAAAUCUUAAUGGAAGGUUUUACAGAGAUGGCGAGUACAAAGCCAAGUAUGACAACGGUGUGGUCUGGAGCACAUGGAAAGGGUUGUGGUACUCUCUCAGACACACUUCUAUGAAGAUCCGACCCAGCGGGUACAUGGAUAAUGUAGGUAGCGGAGCAGGACCGGCAGAGUAAAAU